Molecule: messenger RNA, 1312 nt
Organism: Lasiosphaeria miniovina
Lineage: Eukaryota; Fungi; Ascomycota; Sordariomycetes; Sordariales; Lasiosphaeriaceae
Exons: 3
Coding region: 319-1026 (235 amino acids)
Source: RefSeq, a predicted model, not a curated record
GGCCAGGUUGAAGUCUUACGCCAAUACCAGUCAUUGCUCGCCCUGCGUGUUGCUCCUAUUGUGACCACCUUGAUCAGGCGUACCUGCCUUCUCUUACAAUUCUGUGGAGCCCGUGCUCCCUUACAGACAGACGACCCUGACAGUUGAGUGGUUUGUAAUAGUUGACCACAAAAGUCGAGCCACCAUUCCCCUCUAUCAGUCUUGACAUUCACAAAAACGUGCUACCCGGCUGGGAUAAGCACCAUACUGCACUCUAUCAGUUGACCAAUUCCAAAAGUCAAAUCACCACUAUACCACACUCUGCCAGCCUUGAUAUGAAUGGAGCCACCAUUCUACUUCACUUUACCAGUCUUAGCCAAUUUUAAGAAUCGAGCCAUAUCCUGCUGCUCUUUAACCAUUACAAAGUUGUGCCACCGCGCUGGCACGGCAGGCAACAGCCACCGGCACGCAGGCAAGAGGCAACAGCGUCAGCCGGACUGUUUUCCCUUCAGGUCUCCUUUGUAUCUUUCUUCAUUAGUCUUGACUAUCCACCAGAAUCAACACCAUAAUACACUCUACCUGUCUUGGGCAAUUCCAAGAUGGAGUACCAUUCUGCUAUAUUCUUUCUUCCACCAUUUACAAAAAUGUGCUACCGGUCUAUCACAGCAGGCAACAGCUACCAGCACCGCAGGCAAGACCCAACGGCCGUCCGGACUGUUCGGAAGUUCAACGGAGUGGGCAUUUAUAUCUUUCUUUAGUCUUGACCAUUUCUUGGAAUACUACACUCUAUCAGUUGCCCAAUUCCAAAAGUCAAAUCACCAUUCCCCUCUAUCAGUCUUGACAUUCACAAAAACGUGCUAUCGGGCUGGCACAGCGCAGGCAACAGGCAUCAGCACUGCAGGCAAGAGCCAACGGCUGUCUGGACUGGAGCACCAUCUACUGCCCUUUCAUCCCACCCCGGGGUGCAUGCUUCUGCAAUACAUUGAGGGGACAGUGGAAAAGCUGACAAGGCCACCACAAGGAAAGAAUACCAGGAGUGGUUUGUAGCCGUCGCAAGGCGGCCUCAUUCUCCUUACAUUGCUAGAAAAUCGGCAUUCGAAUAGCCCUAGGGGUGCAUGCUUCUACAUUACAUUCAGGGGAUAGUAGAAAACCUGACAGGACAGUGGAACAUCUGACAGGGCCACCACGGAAGAAUACUAGGCGCCAGCAUUCUCCCGCCCCCAAAACUACCUCCAGCUCCCUAAACGACAACCCCUCACAGCCUACCCAACAAGCAUUCUCAAAUAUACAAGGAAACAAGAAGGGAGGUAGGGAGAAAGAACAGUACAACCAA